AUGUCCACCCAGCAAGAUGAAGUGGAACUGCAGUUGCACGGAUUUGCGGCCACAUUUUUUCGGCAGCCGCACCGUCUGACUGUCAUCAAAGUAGUUGUGGAAUCGCCGUUCUUCACCGAAGACACCGAGGUGGACACUGCGCAUCAAGCUUUGGUGCUGUACUUUCUGAGCCUGGCUGAGGAGACGAAACCUUCGCGUGUCCGACUCUCUAGACUGAGUCCCGCCGCUGCGCAGAUGCUACGCCACAUUCGUGACUUCUUGGGUGUGGUCUUUCAGAUUCGCGAGGAUCACGGGGAGUCUGGCACCGUGGUGCUGUCGUGCAUCGGCGCGGGCAUCACCAACACGGCACGUCGGACCUUCUGA
Cladocopium goreaui is the source of this 363-nucleotide messenger RNA. The record is from the annotation of a GenBank genome assembly. NCBI's taxonomy places the organism in Eukaryota, Dinophyceae, Suessiales, Symbiodiniaceae.